UCUCCAUUAAAAGAAACUUAGGACAGAAAGUCGAAACCCAGGGGGUGAGAUUCAAGGAUUUAUACGAACAAAAAGCUCUCAAAGUGCAAAGUAUCUAUAAAAGCUAUAAUGAAGAAAUAAAAGAAUUUGAUAAAAAAAUAAAACAAGCCGCAAAAAAAGACGGUACAGACGAAAAAACUGUAGAAUGGUUAAUAAAAUGGAAUGAACAUUAUGGGGAACUUGCAAAAGGAUUGAACGCGUCCGCUGUACAAUUCCUUGCUGCAGUUGAUAAGCUUGGGGAAAAAUUAGGGAAAAAAUAA
Dentiscutata heterogama is the source of this 299-nucleotide messenger RNA. The record is from the annotation of a GenBank genome assembly. NCBI's taxonomy places the organism in Eukaryota, Fungi, Glomeromycota, Glomeromycetes, Diversisporales, Gigasporaceae.